This is a messenger RNA of Lampris incognitus (smalleye Pacific opah), 822 nucleotides long. RefSeq names its product LRAT domain containing 2a (gene lratd2a). The record is from RefSeq and is a predicted model, not a curated record. The transcript has a single exon. The coding region runs from base 1 to 822 and encodes 273 amino acids. Lineage: Eukaryota; Metazoa; Chordata; Actinopteri; Lampriformes; Lampridae.
AUGGGAAACCAAGUGGACAAGCUGUCGCAUUUAAGUUACGCGGAAGUUCCCACGGUGGACCCGAACGGCUUGGACACCGAGGAGGGUUCGCGAAUCGGGGUCUCCUACAUCUUUUCCAACGACGACGACGAAAUGACGGACGGCACGGCGGACGGCGCGGAUAAGGAGCAGAAUCGGGAGGAGAUGCUCUACGACAGACGAGACGACGUGGAGUGCGCCGUAUACCACCACGACCAGUGCGUUUACGAGAAGAGCACCGAGUCCGCCGAUUUGGAAGUCUACACGCCGGAGAACCUGCUGAAUAAAUGCAACGCGGGUGAUUUGGUGGAGUUUUUGGCCGCCGGCCAGUACCCGCACUGGGCCGUGUACGUGGGAGACUUCCAGGUGGUGCACUUGCAUAGAUCCGAGGUUAAGAACAGCUUUCUGACAGAUGCCAGUCAAGGGAGGAGGUGCAGGAUCGUGAACGAGCUGUAUAGAUUCAAGCCAUUCGGCUCGGACGUGGUUGUGCAGAACGCGAUGGAACAGGUGGGCUUGAAGGACCGAGAGCUGAGCUGGCGGAACUCGGAGUGCUUUGCAGCCUGGUGCAGGUUUGGCAAGCGCGAGUUCAAAAUGGGUGGGGAGAUACGGAUAGGCAAGCAGCCCUACAGGUUGAACAUCCACCUGUCCGACAAGCGGUCCCACGUGCUCGAGUUUCAAAGUUUGGAGGACGUGAUCGCGGAAAAGAGGAGGAACGACCAUCUUGGCAGGACAGCCGUGUUGCGGGAGCUCGCCAGUCAUUUCGACAGUUUUGCAGAGAUUCAAGGUGAACCGAGCGCGGAGUGA